Messenger RNA from Psylliodes chrysocephalus, 2169 nucleotides. The record is from the annotation of a GenBank genome assembly. Lineage: Eukaryota; Metazoa; Arthropoda; Insecta; Coleoptera; Chrysomelidae.
CGUCAUUUAAAAAUAUAUUAUGAAAUAAAUAUUUAGGUAACAAUAAAAUGCCUAACAAUGUUUCUAUUUCUAGCUUCGAACUCCAGUUAUGUUUAUAACAUUUGGAUCAGAUUGAUUUUUCUGUUAGUGUUCAUGCACAUUAUUAUUGUUAUUUAAUAAUGUUAUCUUUGUGCACUCUUUAGUACAUGAUCAUAAAUUUGGAUAUAAAUACGAUGUUAACUAAAUUAACUUUAAAAAGUGUGAAUAAGCCAGUGAAAACGAUACGUAAGUCGAUGGGCUCUAAAGUUUUUGAAUACUUUUCCGGUUUUGUGAAAAAUAAGCCAACAGAGUGUAGCUCGAACCAGCAACCAGGUAAACCAGAAAUUACCGCAACCAUGGAUAGAGAUCGUGUAGGUAUGUGGGGAAAUGGAGACAGUGUUGUUCCAGGAAAUAUCUCCGGUUUGGACAGAAUGAGACUACCGGGUGUAAACAAGGGAUUGGCAUUUUCUUUUGAAGAACGUCAGAGACUUGGUAUCCAUGGAUUACUACCACCUGUAGUUAAGACACAACAGGAACAAAUUGAACAUUGUAAAACAUGUUUAGACAGAUUAGACGAUGCCCUAAACAAAUAUUUAUUUUUAAUGGGACUACUCGACCGUAAUGAAAAACUAUUCUACGCUUUUGCUCGUAAAUACGUACAAGAUAUUAUGCCUAUAGUGUACACACCAAUAGUGGGACUGGCUUGCCAAAAUUUUGGAUUGGUAUACAGAAGACCUAGAGGUCUUUACAUUACCAUAUAUGAUAAAGGACACGUUUAUGAAGUUUUAAAAAAUUGGCCGGAAAGCGACGUCCGCGUAAUAGUGGUAACAGAUGGAGAACGAAUUCUGGGACUUGGAGACCAAGGGACAUGCGGUAUGGGCAUUCCAAUAGGAAAACUGUCUCUCUAUGUCGCUCUCGCCGGCAUCAAACCCCAUCAAUGUCUUCCCAUCACCAUCGACGUGGGAACGAACAAUGAAACUCAUUUAAAAGAUCCUCUUUACAUAGGUUUAAGACAGAACCGUGUUAGAGGACAGGAAUACGAUGACCUAAUAGAAGAAUUUAUGGAAUCGGUCGUAAGAAGAUUCGGUCAAAAUACUCUGGUUCAAUUCGAAGAUUUUGGAAAUCAGAAUGCAUUUAGACUGCUGGAGAAAUACAGGCAUAAUUAUUGCACGUUCAACGAUGACAUCCAGGGAACUGCCAGCGUCGCCGUAGCCGGACUUUUAGCAUCGUUGCGGAUAACCAAAAACAGGCUCUCUGAUAACGUGAUCGUAUUCCAAGGAGCUGGUGAAGCUAAUUUGGGAAUCGCGCAACUCUGCACGAUGGCUAUGAUGGCCGAAGGGACGACUGAAGAAGCUGCUAGAGAAAAAAUUUGGAUGGUUGACUCGAAAGGGUUGAUCGUUAAAGACAGACCAGAAGGAGGAAUAAGUGGUCACAAGACCCACUAUGCGCAUAACCGUGCGCCAAUUAAAACGUUGACUGAGGUCGUGAAAACCAUAAAGCCGUCAAUUCUGAUCGGUGCCGCUGCCGUCGGUGGUGCUUUCACGGAGGAAAUUAUACAAGAAAUGGCUAAAAAUAACAAAAGGCCGGUUAUUUUCGCUUUGAGUAAUCCGACACAUAAAGCAGAAUGUACUGCUGAACAAGCAUACAGGAUAACGAACGGAACUGCAAUAUUUGCAAGUGGCAGUCCGUUUGAUCCAGUCACAAUUAAUGGCCAAACGUUCGUACCUGGACAAGGCAACAAUGCUUAUAUAUUCCCUGGAGUUGGAUUAGCUGCUGUAUGUGCUGGUAUUAAAACCAUUGGAGAAGACCACUUUUUAAUGGCUGCAGAAGCACUGGCUAGUCUUGUAUCAGAAGAUGAUUUGGAAAAAGGAAGUAUAUAUCCACCUCUUCAAAGUAUUGUUAACUGUUCAGUGAUUAUUGCCACUAAAAUCAUUGAAUACAGCUAUCAAAAAGGAAAUGCAUCAGUAACUCCAGAACCGAUCGAUAAAGAAGCAUUUGUGAAGGCUCAAAUGUACAAUACAGAUUACAUACCCGCUUUUCCAACAGAAUAUGCUAUUCCUAAACUAUAAGUAUAAAUAGGUACCUAAUAAUAGAAUAAAAAUAUUUAUAAACAUAAUAGAUAAUAUAUUUAAAUAAAUGUAACUUUCUUAA